This is a messenger RNA of Periconia digitata, 1801 nucleotides long. The record is from the annotation of a GenBank genome assembly. Lineage: Eukaryota; Fungi; Ascomycota; Dothideomycetes; Pleosporales; Periconiaceae.
GAUGGGUGGCGAUUUGAAUACCAAGAAGUCAUGGCAUCCCCACCUUCGCAAGAACCAGGAGAGGGUAUGGAAAGAGGAAAGCGCUGCCUUGGAAGAGCGCAAACUUAUUGAGAAACUCAGAAAAGAGCGCGAAGAAGAGAGGGCGGUUGAGGAGCUCCAGAAGCUGCAGGAAGCCGCAGGUGGCAAAGUUGCGACGAAGCGAGUCGAGUGGAUGUACGCAGGUCCCAGCGGUGAUGGCGCAGGCGUGACGGAAGAGCGCGAGGCAUACCUUUUGGGAAAACGACGGGUCGAUACACUUCUAAAGGACGACACCCAUGCUCUACAGAAAGGUGCAGUGGUUGGCAUCGAUGCAGUUGGCCAGGAAAAUGCGAACACGGCGCGAGACACACAGAAGAAGGUGCUCGAGGAUCCGCUCCUGAUGAUACAGAAGCAGAAAAUGGAGAUGCAGCUCAAAGCUAUGAGAGCAGCACAGAAGUCUCAGCAAUACGAAGAGAAACGCGCCAAAGAGAAGGACCGUGAGCGACGGCACAGGCAUGGACAUCACAGUCGGCGAGAUCGGUCACGAUCGGCUUCUAAAGACCGCGAUGAGCGAGACCGGAGGCAUCAUAGGCACAGACGAGAGGAUAGAGAUGAUCGUUACCGACGCAGGUCACGCUCACCGCGGAGGCACGACCGUUCCAAGAGGGAUAGCGAAGAUAACUACCGGAAACGAUCACGGUCGCGCUCCCCUUACCGGAAAAGCCAUCGUGAUGACUACCGGCAACGUUCUCGAUCACGCUCCCCCUACCGCAAAAGCAACCACAAUGACUACCGGAAGCGUUCGAGAUCUCCACGUCCUCGAGACCGCCGACCCUCUCCACCUCGUCGCCCAUCCCCACCCUCAAGCAAAGAAAAAGUGGAGACUGGACCCAGCGCUGCAGAACGGCUUGCUGCCAUGCAGGCAGAUGCAUCUUCAUUGGAAGAUCAGCGUCUUGAACGCUUGCGUCAACUUGAACAGGAUGUUGCAGCAGAGGAAGCGAAACUUAGGAAUGACAAGGAUGGCGGUCAACGUUUCAUCGCUGGUGUGCGGAAUAAAGCCGUGGGCUCAGAUUUGGGCGAGGCUAUCGCUCGAGGUCGACAGACUUUGACAAAGGAAAGCAAUGUAUAAUUUUUUUGGGGUGGACUUGGUUGAGGACCCGGCGUUGUCUGCUUCCGUUCUUGUUAUAAAUAUUGAUACCCAGGCAGAAUGGAAUGACACAUAUCUAAAAACCGAAUAAUUCAGUCUUGUAAAUUAGUACUAUGUAUUCUCAUUCGAUAGAGUUGACAAGAGUCCCAUUCGACAUCCAUUGAAUUGCUGGACGCAAAUCUAAACAGCAAAUCCGGAGUCAAGCUGAACCAUGCAAGUAAGCUACAAUGUACUAUCAGUGUGCCGAGACGCUGCACUAUAUCAGUUCCCAGUAUGCAAUGACCUUGCCCAGCGCGAAGUUUCUAUCUGCUUGUACCAACGUGCUCCAUUGAGGACAAGUGGGCGGAAUAUUGUUGGAGACAGUUUUGAUAGUAGAGAUCAUCCCGUGUAUCAAGCUAAGGUAUACAAGUUCUUCGUCGCUAUUCGUUCUAUGGAAUCAGGAUAUCUUGCACCCAUCUCGAUAUCAACAUACCCACACAAACUUUCACGUCUAGUAUUUGGCGUUAAGCGCCAUGAGACCUAUCAUACCCUCCAAGAAGGCCUUAAUAUCUUGCAGAUCUUAUUCCGAUCUUUUUUUAUAAAUCAGGGUUACUUGGACGUCUCCUUCUUACUACGACGACCAAAUUUGGCCUUCUC